UGGACGUGUCUGGAUCGUGGGCAUAUCACAACUGGGACUAACAGUCAACACGCGUAAUUUGGAGAGUCGCAGAGCACUAGUCAGAAAAAUGUUAUUGCGCUUCUUCUCAGACUGAACCCUUCAUGCCAGCCUCAUGCAGCCAUCUAUUUUGUAUUUUUAUUUCAAUCACAAACAUAAUCUAAAUGAUGAAAAUGAGACAAAGAGAAAAUAAUCGGGAUUUUCAUUUCCAUCAGUUGUUGUCAACAUUUGAAGUCGUCGGUUUCUUUCAUCAAUAUAGCAUACUGCUGGAUCCAAGGAAAUAAUCUUAUAGCGUCAGAAGCGUCUGCGACCGGGGACCAAAGAGGAGGACGUGGAAUUUGAUACAGAGAGGGUAUUUUUUAAAAUGGUGCUGUUAGGGUUGUUGGACAAUGCGAUGGUAAAAUAUAUUGUUCUUAUGUUUAGUUUGGCGUUGAUCUCUGAGUUUGUGGGAGCUCAGAAUGACACGGAGCCUAUAGUCCUGGAGGGCAAAUGUCUUGUGGUUUGCGACUCUAAUCCGACUACGGAUUGGAAGGGCUCGUCCUCUCCUCUAGGCAUUUCGGUGCGCGCGGCAAACUCCAAGGUGGCUUUUUCUGCGGUCCGGAGCAACAAUCACGAACCGUCGGAGAUGAGCAAUAAAACAAGAAUCAUAUACUUCGACCAAGUUCUUGUGAAUAUAGGCAACUAUUUCACUUUGGAGUCAGUGUUUUUGUCACCCAGAAAAGGGAUCUACAGUUUUAAUUUUCACGUUAUAAAAGUGUACCAGAGUCAGACUAUACAGGUGAACUUAAUGUUGAAUGGGAAACCUGUCAUCUCAGCUUUUGCGGGUGACAAAGACGUAACUCGAGAGGCAGCCACCAAUGGAGUUCUGCUCUUUUUGGAUAAAGAGGACAAGGUCUACCUUAAACUGGAGAAGGGAAAUCUAGUUGGCGGAUGGCAAUACUCUACAUUCUCUGGUUUCCUUGUUUUCCCACUGUAAAAAAAAAAAAAGAAAGCCCCACAGUUCAAAUGACUUUAUCAACAAUGUACUGUCACUGUAUAAUCAAAACAUUUCUACAUCAGUUGGAUCUAGCCAAAGGAUGGAAAAUAUCAUGUUCCGUGGUCAUGGAUUACUACAGAGAGAAGAAAAGAGACAUUGAAAAGCUUUGAUGUUUAAUGGAAAUGGGAAUCCCUCUGCAAAUGCAAUACUGCUAAAGAAAAACUACUUCAACUGACGAACAUGCGUUCACAGCAAUUCUUCACACACAAACUUAAUAGUCGCAGAAUAUGUUUAGCAUAGCAUCUUUUGAAAUUCGUUUUUCUUAGCAAGCGUGGCAUACACGGUAUUUAGCAGUGACAGAUCCUGUCUCGUCUGAUUAUACAAAAAGUUGUGAUUGAGUAGGACUGCAUAGAAGAUCCAGGUCACUUCUGACAGCACAUCACCAGUUUGUUUUGUCUGGCCAUCCCCAUGUGUAUCUCAUUACUAGACCAGCUCUGGCUAUUAAACAAUCAGCUGUCUGCACCAUAAUGGAGCAACCAACUUGUUUCUGUAGGUGUGAGAAACAGUUUUUGGUGUGUUAGGAAAUUACUGACAAAUUGGAGUAAAAUGUGCCCAACGUUUGCAGAUAGAUGAACACAAUGCAGUUUAAUUGCAGUCAUAGCCUUUAGCCUUAUAUACAUAUAUACACAGUAUUUUAUAAGUCUAAACAGAUGUUGUAGAUGCAAUAUUUUAAUUUGAACUGAGAAGUAGUGGAGGCUCAAGUUGAUGCUCAAGAGUUGGAAACUGCAUUAGGUAUGGUCUUUUGAUGUCACUAUUGACCUCCCUCGUCACAGCCUAUGCUGCUGGCCAUGUCUAUACCUGUCCGUGGUCAGUCACAUGUCAUGUGUUUGUUUGAACUUCGACCUUAGAUGGGUACACCCGUGGAGUCAUGUGCAAUGCUUCAUUGAAGAGAUCACGAUUGUAUAUGUUAACACUUUUUAAAAACAUUUUAUGCACAUUCAUUUAUUUAUUUAUUGAAUAUUUACACAUUAGUUUAUUUAUAAUAGCUUGGUGAAUUUAAAUGCUUAUUUAAGUGAAUGACCAAAUUUGGCAUUUACAUCCAAUGAUUUCAAAUUGUUAUGUUAUCAAUGACUGCCACAUGACCUGUGGCACCUUCAAAGUAUCUGAGAUUUCCUCUUACCAUUUGUAUACAGCCGGUGCAUUUUAACAAUAUUUUAAGUAUUUGGGAGAUUUGGAAAGGGAAUUAUUCUAGCCAAUCUAUCAGCAGAUGAAAUGUAAAAGAAAUAAGGUGUGUGUGAAACGACUGGAGACAUUUUCUACACAAACUUAAUCUCACUCACAUUCUUGAACCUUUCCCCUUGAAUACACUUAGGGAAAGUAUCUCGCUAGCCAUUUUGCAUUUAUGGAACAGCUGUUGUGUUCACUCUUGACCUUUGUGACUAUAUGGUACUACCCAUAUUUAUUGAGUUAUAUUAUCUAGACUCAGAAUGGUUUGAUUUGCUCCUCACUUAUAUUCCCGAGUUAACAAUUGUUUUCUGUGCAUAUCAAUAUCAUGGUAGUGAGUAUAUGUGUUUUGUGUGUGAAUCUCAUGCUUCACUUAGUAUAGCUGUGUGCUUCUAUUGUCACCUGAUGCUGCUACAGUUCAUUUCCAAAUGGAAUGGAAUAGGUUUGGCCUAUUUCACAAUUCUCAGUCUGGAAACUCAAAUCACUAUAAUGUCCGCGUAUAUAGACCUUCUGUAUGAUCUUUGUACAUUUGGCACAGCUCUCAAAUUAACAUACUUUAUUGCUGGACUGAAUAAUAAUGACAUGGCGUCAUUAUGGACACUGGAGAAGAAAACACCUCAGUAUUGUAUUUCAAAUGAAUGAAUGAAUGAAUGAAUGAAUGUACAGAAUGGAGUAAAAAAAAUAGUAUAUGUUUACAAUUGUCUGUUGUGGUAUAAUGUGAAAAGUAUUGUGACUCAAAUGACUUUCUUCAUUAUUUCAUGGAUUCUUUUCACUUUCUUGAAUUGAAAUCAAUUACAACUGAGAAUCUGAAAAGAUAAUCCUGUGCAAAUGAUUGGCUGACAAAUUUACCGUGAGAUUUUAUCAUAAUGCCAAUGGAUUAUCACUCACAAAGUUUCACUACCACUGUAGAUGUACUUGACCAGUAUUUGAAGGAGGCAACAAUACAAAGUAUGUAUUUUAAUCAAAAAGCACUGUGGUUGUGUGAAUACCGGUAACCCAAAAUAUGUAUUCUAGGGAUUCCAAAAUAAUUCAACAUACCACAUGAAAGUAUGUAAUCCAUGUAAUACAUCAUUGGUAAAUAUCUGUAUUUGAAAACAUGGAUGGAUUAUUGUUGAGAUUUCCAAGAAGCUUAUCAUGCAGUCAUAUUGUAUUUCUGUCAAAUUAAAUUUGAGGCAUCUGUGUUGAA
Molecule: messenger RNA, 3404 nt
Organism: Salvelinus sp. IW2-2015
Lineage: Eukaryota; Metazoa; Chordata; Actinopteri; Salmoniformes; Salmonidae
Product: cerebellin-4-like
Exons: 3
Coding region: 383-994 (203 amino acids)
Cellular component (GO): synapse
Molecular function (GO): protein binding
Source: RefSeq, a predicted model, not a curated record